Messenger RNA from Carassius gibelio (silver crucian carp), 3379 nucleotides. RefSeq names its product cysteine-rich secretory protein LCCL domain containing 1a (gene crispld1a). Gene Ontology annotation, cellular component: extracellular region. Lineage: Eukaryota; Metazoa; Chordata; Actinopteri; Cypriniformes; Cyprinidae. The transcript is spliced from 15 exons. Bases 246 to 1757 code for a protein of 503 amino acids. The record is from RefSeq and is a predicted model, not a curated record.
GCUGCAGUCUGAUCCAUGUAGUCUCUCCGGAACACUGAUGAUCGUAAAAUUGCAUUUAUGAGCAUGAUUACAGACGCUUUGGGAUCUAUGGAUGAGCAUUCGCAAAACUGUCACAAACAACACUUGUAUUGCGCAGGACUGAAACUUUCAGCAAGUGUGCAUAAAAGCUGAGUGAGCGCUCAUUCGCUGCAGUAUAUCUCAGUUGCCUGAAGACACUCAGACGUCAUCAUCAGAAUUCAUCCACCAUGGGUCACCUAACCUCUGCAUUACUGAGGGGUCUCUCUCUCCUGCUGGUGUCCCGGAGUGUGUUUGCCAUGGUGCUGUUUAAUGCCACAGAUCUCGGCAUUCUCUUGGAGAAGUACCUGGAUGAUGAUGGAGACUGGAUGGUGGAGAGACAUCGAAGCAAGAGGGCCAUCACUGCUAGUGACAUGCAAGCAAUCCUGGACCUCCACAACAAACUCCGGGGUCAGGUCUACCCACCAGCUUCAAAUAUGGAAUACAUGGUGUGGGACACUGAACUGGAGCAGAGUGCUCAGGAAUGGGCAGAGACCUGCCUGUGGGAACAUGGCCCAACUGGCCUGCUGCCUCAGAUUGGUCAGAACCUGGGAGUGCACUGGGGAAGAUAUCGUCCACCUACUUCUCAUGUACAAGCCUGGUAUGAUGAGGUCAAAGACUACUCGUUCCCAUAUCCCCAGGAAUGUAACCCUCACUGUCCUUUUAAAUGCAGUGGUCCAGUCUGUACCCACUACACUCAGCUUGUUUGGGCAACUAGUAGUCGAAUUGGCUGUGCGAUCAAUGUGUGCUACAACAUGAAUGUGUGGGGCCAGAUCUGGGCAAAAGCUGUUUAUCUUGUGUGCAACUACUCACCAAAAGGAAACUGGUGGGGAUAUGCCCCAUAUAAGCACGGCACCUCUUGCUCUGCCUGUCCACCCAGCUAUGGAGGAUUGUGCAGAGAAAAUCUCUGUUAUAAAGGUGAUGGAAUUAAUAGACAAAGCACACCAGAGGAAACAGAUGAAAGAAAUUCUAUAGAACCAGAGGCACCUCACAGCCCUGGGCCCCGUUUACAGGCCUCAAGUCCAACCAGGAGCCCAAAUGUAGUUGUGAGCAAAGAGCAAAUGUCCCAGACUGUGACAUGUGACACAAAGCUAAGAGACCAGUGUAAAGGCACCACAUGCAGUAGGUAUGAGUGUCCUGCUGGUUGUUUAGACAGCAUGGCAAAAGUGAUUGGAACGGUGUUUUAUGACAUGCAAUCCAGUAUUUGCCGGGCAGGCAUUCAUUACGGUGUCAUUGACAAUGAUGGAGGCUGGAUGGAUGUCACAAGACAUGGCAGAAAGGACUUCUUCAUCAAAUCAUACAAAAAUGGACUUCAGUCCCUUGGGAAAUACCAGAGUGCCAAUGCCUUCACAGUAUCCAAAGUGACAGUAAAAGUUAUCACAUGUGAGACUACAGUUUCUGUGCUGUGCCCUUACCAAAAGCCAGCAAGACACUGUCCAAGGAUUUACUGUCCUCGGAAUUGCCUGCAAGAAAAUCCCCACCUUUCUCGAGUCAUUGGUACCAACAUUUAUUCAGAUAAAUCUAGUAUAUGCAGAUCUGCAAUUCAUGCUGGCGUUUUAAGCAACGAAUCAGGUGGUUAUGUUGACGUGAUGCCCACAGACAACAGGAAGCUGUACAUUUCCUCGUACCAGAAUGGCAUAGUCUCAGAAAGCCUGCAGAACCCCGCGGGAGGCAAGGCAUUCAAAGUAUUCGCUGUUAUUUAAGCAUGUGCUGAAAUCGCAGUCACUCAAUCAACUCGUUGUGUUGAUUAAGCUGUAAUAGUGGGCCUUUUCUGCUCUAACCAGCCUAAAGUGUGUUUUCUUUCACACAAAUGUUGACUGAACUAGGUGUUUGCUGUAUAGAUGGAGACCCUUUCCAAUGCAUCAAGCUGGUUAGCCAUUGUAUUGCCUAAAAAUAAUUAGAGGAUCAUUCAGGGAAUCACAAUUCAUCACAUUACUACAAUCUUAUGGUGUCAGUAUUGCAAAAAAAAAGCACUUACAGAGUUUUAAUCUACCAUUAUGUUACAGUUUUUCUAUGCUAUGUUUUUCAUUUUCAUUUGUUUCAUUAAAUGUUGGAGAAGUUCUGUCACUUACCUAUAGAUUAAUUUAAAUUUUUUUCACUAUGUAUUUAUUUUUAUGUAUUUUCUUUUCUUUCUUUUUUUUUGCAUAAGGGCAAGAAAGGACUGCUGAUAAGGAUUUGAUAAAGUUUUUUUGUGAAUGUGGGUAUAAUCCUGCAGGGCAGGAGAUUACAUCUAAAAACAUGCAACCAAACCUUGAAUGAAACGUCCACAUCAUUAAACACUGUAAAUAGCUUGUUGUGAAUAGCUUCUUUAUAGUAUUAAUUGUAAAGAGGUGCUACAUUUAUGGGCAUUGUGCACUGUCUCAUAAAAACAGCUGUAUUAUCAGUUAAUGUUUUCCAAAACUAGCUUUUAUAUUAUGUCAGAAUAAAUUUGAGGUGCUGUUUGUAUUUCUUUAAAAGGGAUAAUUCACCAAAAAACGACAAUUUUGUCAUCAUUUCCAUACCAGUUUGAAUUUCAUUCUGAACACAGAAGACAUUUUGAAUAAUGCGGGGAAGCAAACAAUUGACGGUAGCCAUUGACUUCUAUAAUAUGGAGAAAAACCACUAUGGAAGUCAAUGACUACAGUCAAUUAUUUGGAAACCCACAUUCUUCAAACUAACUUUAGGGUGAGUAAAUGAUGUCAGAAUUUAUAGACCGAAUAUUUGGGUGAACUAUCCCUUUAAUGUGGUUCUCAACUGGUUUGGUUGCAACAAAAAAUGAGUCGUAGGUCUGUUCUGAUAUGGAGAAAAAUAACCGUAUAAUUCUGCAUAUUUAGGAAAUAUAGCUAAAUAAAUAAGCUUAUCAUGUUUUGAAACAGAGGGGGAAUUUUUAUAUUGUGUUUUUGUGCAUCAGCUAAAACUGAACAUUGUCAGAACUUUAGUUGUUCUGACAAAGUUCUGGAAAGGUUCUCUCAAAGUUAACAUUACUAGAAAUACAUUUGUUCUUAAUAUAAUAUUCUAUCAGAGUUGAAUAAUGUUCUCAGAACAUUAGCACAAAAGCAUGAUGUAUACAAUGUUCAUGGAAUGUUUUAUUUCUGAACCCUUUAUUUUUUAAAUGAAGAACAUUCAGUAGUCAUGUAUGCAAGUAAAGCUUUAUUCUGCUUAAAUGGGACUUCAAAACUAUUUGAAUCAGACAUAUAUGUCAAAAAAGGUUACAAUUGGCACUUUACACUCUCCUCCCCUUAAAAUGUCUGUUAUAAUGUCCAAAUGUAUGCAUAUGAUUAUAUAUAAUUGUUUUUUCUACCUCACAUUGUUUAAAAACAUUUUACAAUAAACUUCAGUAAUCAGU